GGCGGCGUUUCGACGCCCCAUCCCGGCGGCGUCCGCUGGCGUGCGUCGUCGGCGAGCAUGGCACGGUGGUCGUCCCCUAAGGACCCUGCCCUGGAGGCGGCGCUCCGGCGCAACCGCCGCUGGGUCGUCAACAACCAGAUCAAGCGCCUCCUACUCCGCUUCCCGUCCCGCACGGCGCCCGUGCGUUUCCUCCAAUCCCGCUUCAAGACACUCGAUCUCAUGGGUCGCGCCGCCAACUGGCUCAGCAAGUACCCUUCCUGCUUCGAGGUCUUCUCCGCGGACGAUGGUGGCGGUGAGCAGGAACCCCAUUUCGGCUUCACCAAGCGGAUGGCGGCGCUCGUCCACGCGGAGGAGGCUGCCGUCGCGGCUUCCGAGCCGGCCAUGGCGGACCGCCUCGCGCGCGUGCUCAUGCUCGCCCGCGGCCGCCGCCUACAGGUUUCCAAGCUCGCCGCGCUGCGGGGCCCUCUCGGCCUCCCCGAUGACUACCUCCUCCGCCUCGUCCCCGCCAACACCGAUCUCUUCCGCCUCACAAACCCCUACCCGCACCGCCGCAACGCCGCUGAGCUAGAGCUCGUCAGAUGGGCUCCCUCUCUCGCCGUCUCCGCCGUCGAGGCCGCGAGCGACUCGACCCCACGGUUCAGCUGCUCGCUGCCGGCCUCAUGGGUCAAGUCACACGCCAAGAUGGAGGAUUUCAACGCCUCCACGCCUUACAUCUCGCCCUACUCGGAGUGGGCCUUGCCGGGCACGGAUGCCGAAGCCGAGAAGCGAUCGGUGGCCUUGGUGCACGAGCUCCUCUCUCUCACCCUGUGGAGAAAGAUGUCGAUUUUGAAGCUGGAGCAUUUUAGGAGGGAGUUUGGGCUACCGGAGGACACGGCGAGGAUGCUGCUCCGGCACCCCUGCCUCUUUUACGUGUCGAAUCGGUACAAGAUACAUACAGUGGUGCUCCGCGAAGGUUACGAGGGGUCAGAGCUGAGGGAGAAGGAUCCGGUGGUCUUGGCCAAGGAUCGGCUCGGGGAGCUGAUGCAGGAGGGGCUGCAUGAGUAUAACCAACGGCGGCGAGGGAUGAAUAUUGAGAAGAAGAGGAGGAGAGGGGAGGUUGAGGUAAAGAAAGAGAAAGAGGUGGAGGAUGAGGAAGCGGCGCGCUUGGAUAGUGCAGAGAAAAGAGAGGAGAGGAGGCGGUUUUAUAAGGUGUUGUUUGGUGAUGGCAAUCGGUAAUUCCCAGUUUUGCUGUGUUGAUAUUGAAGGUGAACAUCAUCAGUGCAUAGCUGCUGCUGAUUGGGCUGUGUUGAUAUUCAGAGGAAGGUGAACAUCAUCGGUGCAUAGCUGCUGGUUGGGGUUUGAGCAUUACCCUCUUCCCAUUAUGUGAUCGAAAACAUUUGCCCGUGGCCUUGUUCUCGCGGGUGCAAUAAGGUUGACAAACUGUCUGCAAGUGAAAAUGGUACCAAUGUGUGCUGUUUUCUUGUCACAGGGCAUGGGAUUUGUUAACUGUUAACUAGAAUGUAUGAGUGAAGAAAGGAUUCCCACAGGCACCAGAUGCUUUGAUCUGUCUACCAAUCGCAACAAUUUAAACACUUUGGACCAAGG
Zea mays is the source of this 1584-nucleotide messenger RNA. RefSeq lists its product as uncharacterized. Gene Ontology annotation, molecular function: RNA binding. The record is from RefSeq and is marked validated. NCBI's taxonomy places the organism in Eukaryota, Viridiplantae, Streptophyta, Magnoliopsida, Poales, Poaceae. The coding region runs from base 58 to 1215 and encodes 385 amino acids. The transcript has a single exon.